CCUCUCCCCGGCCCCGAAAGCGGUGGCCUGGAGUCCAUACUGCCGCUGCCUUUUCCUUUUUCGCCGCCUCCGUUGCCGCUUGAGAAGACGGACCGAGCCGGGAGUUCCGCCGCCACCGCCAGAUGGAUAUAUGUGGAGUUUGUCGGGUGGAAAUGAGAAUUAAAGCGUGUUAAUGAAUAAAGGGGUUGUAACUUUACAGUUGGCUUUAUGAUGGACAGAAUGACAGAAGAUGCCCUUCGCCUGAAUCUGCUAAAGCGAAGCCUGGACCAGGCAGAUGAACGUGAUGAUGUCCUGGCAAAGAGACUCAAGAUGGAAGGACAUGAGGCCAUGGAGCGAUUAAAAAUGUUAGCACUGCUUAAAAGGAAGGACCUGGCAGGCAUUGAGAUGCCCCAUGAGUUACCUACCAAACAGGAUGGUGGCGGCGGCGGCGGCAAGGGCUAUGAGGAGAAACUUAAUGGGAACCUGAGGCCACAUGGAGAUAACAGAACUGCUGGACGACCAGGCAAGGAGAACAUCAAUGAUGAGCCUGUGGACAUGAGUGCUAGGAGAAGCGAGCCAGACCGGGGACGGCUAACUCCCUCUCCUGACAUCAUUGUCCUUUCUGACAAUGAGGCCUCCAGUCCUCGUUCCAGUUCCCGCAUGGAAGAGAGACUGAAAGCAGCCAACUUGGAGAUGUUUAAGGGAAAAGGUAUUGAAGAGCGGCAGCAAUUUAUUAAGCAGCUGAGAGAUGAGCUACAUAUAGAAGAAGCCAGACUGGUACUGUUGAAGAAACUAAGGCAGAGUCAGCUACAGAAGGAGAAUGUGGUUCAGAAGACCCCAGUUGUGCAAAAUGCAGCAUCAAUUGUCCAGCCAUCUCCUGCCCAUGUAGGACAGCAGGGCCUGUCCAAGCUCCCUUCCAGGCCUGGUGCUCAGGGGGUGGAGCCCCAAAACCUGAGAACAUUGCAGGGUCACAGUGUCAUUCGCUCAGCCACCAACACAACCCUUCCACACAUGCUGAUGUCACAGCGAGUUAUUGCACCAAACCCUGCCCAACUGCAGGGCCAGCGAGGGCCACCCAAACCUGGCCUCGUAUGCACCACCACACCCAACAUGAACCCCGCCAUCAACUACCAGCCGCAGUCAAGUUCUUCUGUCCCUUGCCAGCGCACAACAUCCUCUGCCAUCUAUAUGAACCUUGCCUCUCACAUCCAGCCAGGGACUGUUAACAGAGUGUCUUCACCACUCCCCAGCCCCAGCGCCAUGACUGAUGCAGCCAAUUCACAGGCAGCAGCUAAGUUGGCCCUUCGUAAGCAGCUGGAAAAGACACUGCUGGAGAUCCCACCCCCUAAGCCGCCUGCCCCUCUGCUCCAUUUCCUGCCUAGUGCAGCCAACAGCGAGUUCAUCUACAUGGUGGGCUUGGAGGAGGUGGUACAGAGUGUCAUUGACAGCCAAGGCAAAGGUUGUGCCUCCCUUCUGCGGGUGGAGCCCUUUGUAUGUGCUCAGUGCCACACAGACUUAUUUACACCACACUGGAAGCAAGAGAAGAAUGGCAAGAUUCUGUGUGAGCAGUGCAUGACCUCCAACCAGAAGAAGGCCCUAAAGGCUGAGCAUACUAACAGGUUGAAGAAUGCCUUUGUCAAAGCCCUACAGCAGGAACAGGAAAUUGAACAGCGACUACAGCAGCAGGCGGCCCUCUCCCCUACUACAGCUCCAGCUGUGUCCAGUGUCAGUAAGCAAGAGACCAUCAUGAGACACCAUACGCUCCGGCAGGCUCCACAGCCCCAGAGCACUCUCCAGCGUGGCAUCCCCACAUCUGCCCGCUCCAUGCUUUCCAAUUUUGCACAGGCACCCCAGCUGUCUGUGGCAGGAGGUCUCCUUGGCAUGCCAGGUGUUAAUAUCGCUUACUUGAACACUGGCAUCGGGGGACACAAAGCACCCAGCCUGGCGGACCGACAGCGGGAGUACCUUUUAGACAUGAUCCCUCCCCGGUCUAUAUCGCAGUCCAUCAGUGGACAGAAAUAACGCCUAUUCCACCUGCCCUGCCCCAACCCUGAACCCUCUGUUCCCUCCCUCUCUCCCUUUGCCCCCAACUUCCAUCGCAUGCAGUGCCUGUACUGGUGCCUACCAUACACGGAAAACAAAACAAAACAAAAAAAAACAGAAGACAAAAAAAAAAAGAAACCAACAAGAAAACCCAUACUCAUGCCCCUCCCUGCCACCGCCCCUCUUUCCACACUGCAGCGAUCUGUUCCUCUACCACUCUCUUCUUCUUUCUUCAGUUUUCUAUGAUAGUGAGAGGUGGAUCAGCACCCCACUAGAGGUCAGAGUGAGGUCCCAGGGAGAAUCUGUGCCCUCUGACAUGUUUCUGAAGCUUGUUUUUAUGCU
Dromiciops gliroides (monito del monte) is the source of this 2364-nucleotide messenger RNA. RefSeq names its product transcriptional repressor p66-beta-like. Gene Ontology annotation, cellular component: NuRD complex. NCBI's taxonomy places the organism in Eukaryota, Metazoa, Chordata, Mammalia, Microbiotheria, Microbiotheriidae. Gene Ontology annotation, molecular function: sequence-specific DNA binding. The record is from RefSeq and is a predicted model, not a curated record. Gene Ontology annotation, biological process: negative regulation of transcription by RNA polymerase II.